Papilio machaon (common yellow swallowtail) is the source of this 1902-nucleotide messenger RNA. RefSeq names its product large proline-rich protein BAG6-like. The record is from RefSeq and is a predicted model, not a curated record. Bases 154 to 1902 code for a protein of 582 amino acids. The transcript has 12 exons. Gene Ontology annotation, cellular component: BAT3 complex. Gene Ontology annotation, molecular function: polyubiquitin modification-dependent protein binding; misfolded protein binding. NCBI's taxonomy places the organism in Eukaryota, Metazoa, Arthropoda, Insecta, Lepidoptera, Papilionidae.
CUUCCCCUAUCGUAAGUCUUCUUUUACCAAGUGAGCAAGGGAGUCUCUACGGAAGACAGGCUUAUGAAUUGAAGUUAUUUCUCGGGUGUUUCUCAGUUUCAAAGUUUUGUUUGUGAGAAGUGUUUUACUUUGAUAAUAUAUGAGUCCAUAAAAAUGAUCAAGUUUACAAUAAAAACGCUAGAUUCACAAAAUCAUCAUUUCGAAGUGGGCGAUGAGACCACAGUCGAAGAACUUAAGAUCAUUAUUCAGGAGGAGAUGGACAUCGACGUGGGUUCUCAGCGGCUUAUCUUCUGCGGGAGGGUGCUUCAAGAUGAUAAGAAGCUAACUGAGUAUGGUGUUCACGGGAAGGUGAUACACAUGGUCCAGCGGCCACCACCUGCCGCAGAGUCGAGGCGCUUCAGGGACGACGACGACGACGGCACGGGCAACCAAGGUGUCCGGUUCCACAGCGCAGGCGACCACACAGCACAUACCCGCCAAGAGAUACGAAGACUGAUGGAAUCCAUGAACUUAUCGCCUACUAUGAGCCGCAUGGAGUUUGUCCGGCGAGUCAUCUCGGAAAUAAGAAUCACGCUCCUACAGCUGCGCAACCAUGUCGCAGGAAGGCACAUUCUAACUAAUGAAGAAGAACAGCCGGGGCCAUCCACCUCUAGCGGUAGAUCCGGCGGCCGAGCUAAUCCAGCACUAAACGAAGACGACAUCGAGGCCAUUGGCGCAUUCGAACAUAUCCCCAGCUCGCUUCUCGGGGACACGCCACAUUUCCAACGGCAUGCUGAUGACAUUGUAGGUGUCGUUACUAGAGCGGACAAUUUCAACUAUGGUCCGAGGCACGGAUUACAACCCUCAGGUCCCUACCCCAGGGACUUGGCUAAUCUGAUGGAGGAGUUGGAGGUGCUGAAUUUGCGUUUCGCCAGAUACCGCGCGAUGUACAUGGACCUUCUGAUGGUUUCCAAUCGCACUGUUCCCCCAGUCUAUAGCGAGGCAGAGAAGGCAACUCAGAGGCGUACAAUUGAGCUGACGUGCGCUAUAAUGCACAGCUUUUCGCACGCGUACCACGCAAUCAGCGAUAUAACACUUGACCUUUCGCCGCGGAUACCUCAGCUCACUUCAGAGAUGGCAACUAUGCAUGCAACAAUGCCUGUCCAUGCGGUGAUCAAUGUGGUCCAAUCUCCUCGUACGAACAAUCAAGCCGGAUGGGCGCCCCAGGGUGGUCCUCCGGGUACUGGAGCAGCGCAGCCGACGGCGGCACCUGGCACCGGAAACUCUGGUACUGCAUCUGAUGAUAGCGGCACUUCCACAGACCAGUCGCAGUCGCAGCAGUCGCAACAACAAUCGCAACAAGCUACCGAUGACGCGAAUCGACGACAAGUGUACAUCGAUUUCGAGAACAUUUUCCGCGGCCUCGGACACCAAAAUAGUGUGGAGGUGGUGAUGAGCAUGGAGGAGAUCCCAGCUGAAGCCGUGGCGGCGGGCCACAUCAUCAGCGCUCCCAUCAAUCAGAUCCCGAUACAGGGCGAUGGCCAAGUUUUCGCUGCGCAGAUGCCGUGGGGUCCAGCUCCCACCGCCGAGUUCAUACACACGAUUGUUUCCACCGUUAUUGAACAUAGCAUUGAAGGUGGCAUUCCGCAGCAGCAGAUGCAACAAUAUCAGCAGCAGCAACAACAGCAUGCGCAGCAGCAACAGCAUGCGCAGCAGCAGCCUGAACAGCAACAACAGCAUGCGCAGCAGCAACAGCAUGCGCAGCAGCAGCCUGAACAGCAACAACAGCAUGCGCAGCAGCAACAGCAUGCGCAGCAGCAGCCUGAACAGCAACAACAGCAUGCGCAGCAGCAGCCUGAACAGCAGCAACAGCCGCGCCAACAACAGCCGCGCCAACAACAGCCUUCGUAUCGUUUCUCAUAA